Molecule: messenger RNA, 342 nt
Organism: Staurois parvus
Lineage: Eukaryota; Metazoa; Chordata; Amphibia; Anura; Ranidae
Source: the annotation of a GenBank genome assembly
AAACAUAAUACAGUGCAAACAAACCAAACCAACCACCCACAGAUAACAGUACAUACAAGCAAGCGUCGUCAGGCAGGCCGGGUCAAUAUCAAUACGGCAGGUAGGUACAGGGGGAGCAAGCGGAGAUGGGUCGGGGUCACAGGCCAGGUUCAGCAGGUAGCAAGCAGCGUGGUACAGAGGGUCAGGCAGAGGGAUGGUCAGGAGCGAGCCGGGAUCAGAGCAGGAGAAGUCAGCAGCGGUUCAGAUCAGGCAGGGUCAGCAAAGGAACAGAAACAGGAUGCAGGACAGAUACAGGGCCCAGGACAAACACAACACCAAGGCAGAGUCUGCAAGUCUGGCCAU